Knipowitschia caucasica is the source of this 327-nucleotide messenger RNA. The record is from the annotation of a GenBank genome assembly. Lineage: Eukaryota; Metazoa; Chordata; Actinopteri; Gobiiformes; Gobiidae.
AUGUCCAUGCCCAAGAAAACAGACAAAACCAGAGGCCGAGUCCAGCAAAGAGAGCCUGCACCACGCCAAGCCGUCUGGAGGCCGUUCUGCUGGGGAGGAAGGAAAGGUGGAACGCUCUGCAACAUCUCCAAUUAUCAUGGACGAGGUGCCGCCAGCUUCCACAGACUCAAACAGCAGAAGACGGACUUGUACUUGGAUUUGGCAGGAGGGAGGUCUGCAACGCCAGCUGUCCCCCCCAGCCCCCAGCCCCCCCAAACACUUCAGACAUCAUCACAAGUCCAAAGGCUCGGGGCUCUAGAGAAGAUGAUGGUGCAAAUUGACGGAUAA